Cladocopium goreaui is the source of this 1144-nucleotide messenger RNA. Lineage: Eukaryota; Dinophyceae; Suessiales; Symbiodiniaceae. The record is from the annotation of a GenBank genome assembly.
AACGCAAGACAUAUCGCAAAAAGAGGGCACUUCAUGGCUUGGGGAAGACUCGCUGCAGUAUCUCGGGCAUGCGUGAAGGCUCUCCCAGCUGUCUCAGUUGGAGCUGCAGUCAGCAUGAAACCUGCAGCAUGCAGCUCUCGCGACAAGGCAGACAAGCAGCAUGCUUUUUGGAUCGGAGGAUCAUCGCAAGGUUGCAGCAAGACGCUGCCCUGCAAAUUCGAUUUUUACGGCGGAGUCAUUGUAGAUCCAGCUGCUGUUCCUGCCGACGAGAACACCUUCCGCAACAUUUUGGCUUCUUCGCUGGAUGAAUGGCGGAAGCAGGGCAAGCGUGGUGUGUGGCUUCAUUUGGACAUUGGUGCUGCCACCCUGGUGCCAAUUGCAGCAUCCGAGUUUGGUUUCGAAUAUCAUCAUGCAGAAAAAGAUUACAUCAUGAUGACCAAGUGGUUGCCAGAUUCACCGAACACGCUGCCCGCGAAUGCAAGCCAUACCGUUGGCGUAGGUGCAUUAGUGACAAACUCAGAGGGCAAAAUUCUACUUGUUCGAGAGAAGUCUGGGCCAGCUGCAAAGUUUGGCUUCUGGAAGAUUCCGACUGGCUUAGUUGAUGCCGGCGAGGACAUUCAUGAAGCAGCAGUGCGAGAAGUCAAGGAGGAGACUGGCAUUGAUGCUUCCUUCGAAUGCCUAGGGGCCUUCACAAUGAGUCACGGUGGAAAUCUUGCGCAUGCAAGAAAAAGCAACCUGUUCUUCGUGGUGAAAUGUCAAGCAAAGACAACGGAAAUUCAAGCCUGUCAGAGCGAGAUCGCAGAAGCUCGAUGGUUCUCCAGGGAAGAAUGGUUGUCUCUUCCUUUCCCUGAGAGAGGGUCAAUUUGGGAUGAGCUGAACCAGUCUGCUUUUGCGGAGGAUGUUCUGUCGAUGAAGAUUUUGCCAUGGGGGAAGUCUCGGCCGGACUCUUGUCGCUGGUUAUAUUAUCCAGUGAGGCGGUCAGCCCUUUGACGCGCCCGCAUUGGGUCGAUCCCAUGAAUCCAGCCGCAUUUUUGGCAGAACAGCUUUCAUUUUGAACCCAGCAGCCUUUCACUAUUUUCCAUUUUCGCUACACGGGUGAGAGAGUGGUUUCACCGGAGCAAUGUGUCUGCCGAAGUAGAGAAAA